GAAACCCUCUGGUUUCAUCAAAGCUAAAACCCUAAAAAAGUUCCAGAGGAGUCAGAAAGCUCCGAGCUUUGAGAUGGACACUGGUGCCUCUUACCAAAGAUUCCCAAAGGUCAAAAUCCGUGAGCUUAAAGAUGACUACGCCAAGUUCGAGCUUCGUGAGACCGAUGUAUCAAUGGCCAACGCUCUCCGUCGCGUUAUGAUCUCCGAGGUCCCAACCGUUGCAAUCGAUCUCGUCGAAAUCGACAUUAACUCAUCUGUGCUCAACGACGAGUUCAUCGCUCAUCGAUUAGGUCUCAUCCCUCUCACUAGCGAACGCGCUAUGAGCAUGCGCUUGUCCCGAGAUUGCGAUUCUUGUGAUGGAGAUGGACAGUGUGAGUUCUGCUCUGUUGAGUUUCGUCUACAAGCUAAAUGUGUCACUGACCAAACCCUAGAUGUCACUAGUAGGGAUCUUUACAGUACUGAUCCUACUGUCACUCCUGUCGAUUUCACUCUCGAUUCGUCUGGAACUGAUUCAAGCGAGCAAAGGGGAAUUAUCAUAGUGAAGCUGCGCCGGGGACAAGAAUUGAAGCUUAGAGCGAUAGCUAGGAAAGGAAUUGGGAAAGAUCAUGCAAAAUGGUCUCCUGCAUCUACUGUUACGUUUAUGUAUGAGCCUGACAUCAACAUUAAUGAAGAUAUGAUGGAUACUUUGACAGAAGACGAAAAAAUUGACUUGAUUGAGAGCAGCCCGACCAAAGUCUUUGGCAUUGAUCCAGUCACUAGACAGGUUGUGGUGGUUGAUCCGGAAGCAUACACUUACGAUGAAGAGGUGAUUAAGAAAGCUGAAGCCAUGGGGAAACCGGGGCUCAUUGAGAUCCAUCCGAAAGAUGACAGUUUUAUAUUCACUGUUGAAUCAACAGGUGCAGUGAAGGCUUCGCAGCUGGUACUGAACGCCAUAGAUAUCCUGAAGCAGAAGCUUGACGCAGUCCGUCUCUCAGACGACACUGUAGAAGCCGAUGAUCAGUUUGGUGAACUCGGUGCUCAUUUGCGUGGAGGAUGAGCUUGUGGUAGACUUGAGGUCCAUGUUUUGCCCGUUUGAUUCGGGUUUGAGUGUCUUUUGGACUACCAGUAUAUUAACCGUAGGGGCACACUCUUGUUAGAUAACAACUUGUGAAGCAUUGAGUCUUCUGUUGUCCCUGACCUGUGAUCAUUUCGUUCUUAAAUCUUGUUAUUAAGUGAAUUGAAACUAAUUUCUAUUCUUGAA
Eutrema salsugineum is the source of this 1240-nucleotide messenger RNA. Its product is annotated as DNA-directed RNA polymerases II, IV and V subunit 3. Gene Ontology annotation, biological process: DNA-templated transcription. Gene Ontology annotation, molecular function: DNA-directed RNA polymerase activity; protein dimerization activity; DNA binding. Gene Ontology annotation, cellular component: RNA polymerase II, core complex. NCBI's taxonomy places the organism in Eukaryota, Viridiplantae, Streptophyta, Magnoliopsida, Brassicales, Brassicaceae. The transcript is spliced from 3 exons. The coding region runs from base 74 to 1036 and encodes 320 amino acids. The record is from RefSeq and is a predicted model, not a curated record.